CUGCCUGUGAGUGCCCGCGGUGAAGUGGUCCAGCAUCCCUGCGCAGGCAGUGGGGCUAAUGUAGAUGCAAAAAUAUCAUUAGAAAAUAUGUAAUCGUGGAGUAAGUUUUCGGCGUCGGCAGCUUGAGAUGAGGGAAGGACAACAUGGAAGAUCGGAUUUUGUGUUGCGCCCCAGUGGAGCACGGACCGUUAUAUUGCGAGAAAUAAUGCGGAAUAUUCCCCCCUGUAGGUGUUAACGCAGAAAAUACAAGAUGAAGAAGCAAUUCAAUCGGAUGCGACAGCUCGCCAACCAAACGGUGGGAAGGGCAGAAAAAACAGAGGUGCUAAGCGAGGACCUUCUACAGGUGGAGAAGCGUCUAGAUCUGGUCAAGCAGGUGACACACAGCACCCACAAGAAGCUGACUGCCUGCCUGCAGGGUCAGCAGGGCACUGAUAUAGAGAAGAGAUCGGUCAAGUCACCUUCUAAAAAACUUCCACUCACGAUGCUGGCACAGUGUAUGGUGGAGGGGGCUGCAGUGCUGGGGGAUGACUCUCUCCUGGGGAAGAUGCUGAAGAUGUGCGGGGAGACGGAGGAGAAAUUGGCCCAGGAGCUCAUCCAGUUUGAGUUCCAGAUAGAGAGAGAUGUGGUGGAGCCUCUCUACGUGCUCGCUGAGGUGGAUAUUCCUAACAUCCAGAAACAACGAAAGCACUUAGCAAAGCUCGUCUUAGACAUGGACUCUGCUCGGACAAGAUUUCAGCAGUCGUCCAAGUCCUCGAGUCACCCGAGCACACUGCAGCCAGGUGCCAAAGCCGAGUCCCUCAGAGAGGAGAUGGAGGAGGCAGCCAAUCGGAUGGAGAUUUGUCGGGAUCAGCUAUCAGCAGAUAUGUACAGUUUUGUGGCCAAAGAAAUAGACUAUGCAAAUUACUUCCAGACACUGAUAGAGACACAGGCAGAGUAUCACAGGAAGUCAUUAGAGAUUCUUCACAGUAUCCUGCCCCAGAUUAAAGCUCACCAAGAGGCGUGGGUGGAGAAACCAUCAUUCGGCAAAUCUCUGGAGGAACACCUGAAUAUUAGCGGGAGAGAGAUUGCCUUCCCCAUCGAAGCUUGUGUCACCAUGUUGCUGGAGUGUGGCAUGCAAGAGGAGGGCCUCUUCAGAGUGGCUCCAUCGGCCUCCAAGCUAAAGAAGCUGAAAGCGUCCCUGGACUGUGGAGUUCUGGAUGUGCAGGAGUAUUCCUCCGACCCACAUGCCAUCGCAGGGGCUCUGAAAUCGUACCUACGUGAGCUCCCCGAGCCUCUGAUGACCACUGAACUUUAUGAUGAAUGGAUUCAGGCUUCCAACAUUCAAGAUAUGGAUAAAAGGCUACAAGCAUUAAUGGCAGCAUGUGAAAAACUCCCCACAGACAACUUGAACAAUUUCAGAUAUCUGAUCAAAUUCUUAGCAAAGUUAACAGAGUACCAAGAUGCAAACAAGAUGACCCCUGGUAACAUGGCGAUUGUUCUUGGGCCUAACUUACUUUGGACGCACACAGAACCGAACAUGACGGAGAUGAUGACCACCCUGUCGCUGCAGAUUGUUAGCAUCAUUGAGCCCAUUAUCCAGCAUGCUGACUGGUUCUUUCCUGGAGAGAUCGAAUUCAACUUGACGGGCAGCUACGGCAGCCCCAUCCACACCAACCACAACUCCAACUACAGCUCCAUGCCCUCGCCGGACAUGGACCAAUCCGAGCGCAAGCAGCAGCACGACCAGAGCCGACGCCCACUGAGCGUCGCCACAGACAACAUGAUGCUGGAGUUUUACAAGAAGGAUGGCAUUAGGAAGAUACAAAGUAUGGGCGUCAGGGUUAUGGAUACCUCCUGGGUGUCUCGUAAGGGUUCAUCCACGUUAGUGCGCAAGACCUCCUCCACCCCUCCGGGCAUGCAAGGCCCUGGCUCUUCCGCUGACACUCUCAUCCCAGAGCAGCCUGGAGAACUCGCAACCUCCCCGUCAGCAACACCGCCACCUGGAGAGAGGGUUUGCUCAGACAACGUGUCGCCCAAUCGGCCGGACACCUCUCAUGCCCACCCACACCCAGGGGAGGACCGGCCACCCCCCCCUUACCCAACCUCCUCCUGCCACGCUGCCCCACACCACUUCUACCCCAAACCCCCACCCUGCGCUCGCCCCGUGGCACCGGGUCCAGAGUCCCAGCCCCCUGCCUCACCCCCGCCCCCGCAGCGCUGGUCAGGCUUCACUCCCCCGGCCCCGCCUCCGUCCUCCUCUUCUUCCUCUUCUUCCUCGUCACUUGACAUCAAUUCCAACCCCAAGCCCAGCUGUCUGCACUUCCCCAAGCACAGCCCCCCAGGUGACAUGUUGCAUGGCCCCCCUCCAGAUACUAAUGCUUCACCUCUCUACAUCAAAACCCCUCUGGUACUAACUCGCCAUGACCAGUCCCUUGGCAACCCCCCUAGCCUCCCUUCGUCCGCGCCCCCGCCCCCGCCGUGGGCUGCCUGUCCAUGUGCCCGAGAGAGAGGACCCCCCAGGCUGACUAGUUCUUUGAAGAGCAAAGAGCUCUCUCCAGUAAUUGGACACAAAGCCAUCCAGGUGGCAGGUCCAACAGUCCCCCCCAGCAGUAGUCCUCAGAGCAGCAACCAGUCCCCCCACUCCACAGAGCACAGUCCACACACCCUGCGCAAAGGUUCCAAGAAGUUGGCCCCUGUGCCCCCCAAGGUCCCAUACGGCCAGUCUGGCGGGAUGUCCGACCAGUCCACAGGUCAGCCGUCACCGGUCAGCCUGUCCCCCACACCACCUAGCACCCCCUCCCCUUAUGGACUGGCCUGCCCUCCAGGGCAAGUGCCCCCAUCCUCCCCUGGGCAGACCCCUCUAGGGGCGCCCCACUCGCUCUCGUCCCCACCCUCCUUGACAGGAACACUCACCAAGUCGCGGCCCGCCCCUAAGCCCAGGCAGCGACCCAGCUUGCCCCCUCCGCAGCCACCCACAGCCCCUGUAGGGCUCACUGGCCCGGCCAUGGCCCCAGUUCCCCAGCCCCUGGAGCAGGGUCUCCUGGAUGGACUGUCUCCCGGGGAGAGCAUGUCAACAGAUAUCUUCAAUUAUGAAAUCCCCUCCAUCAAUGUCAAUCUGGACAGCCUCAUCGAUGAGUUCAGCGGUGCCCCCUGCAGGAGGUCCGUGGCAGUGACAGACUCUCCAGAGGGGGAUGCUGUGCCUGAGGAGGAGCCCCAGAGCACCACACUAUGACCUAUGACGCUAAGGCAUCACAGCUUACCAGCACCCCUAUGGCUGUUACAUACUCUUAACUGUCGCCACCUGAUGGCCUGAUGGAAACUCACACUGGCCUCACCAAUGCCCACCUGAAACCAGAACUCGAGCACAUCUGCUGCAGGCUGCAAAGAAACUCGUCUCUUACAAACGCUCGCUAGAACAUAAAUGUGAUACAAAAAGAAAAAAAAAAAAAACACCCAAAUGCCAUAGUGGAGGAACAGUUGCCUUUAGGAGGAAAGACUGGAUAUAGAUGAGUAUUACAUUUAAUAUUUUUUGUUUGCUUUGCUUUGUUCAUAUUUGUUGUUUGAUGCAGUGGUCUGUGUUUCUGUGGGUUUUUAUUUGACUUUCUUUUUGCCUUAUUAGAACAUGCAAUCAAAUUGCAAUAUGAUACUCGCAAGUUGUACAACUUUCGGUUAGGGAAACUCAGAGUCUGACAUGGUUAGCCCAUCCUCAGGGUGAAACAGUGAGGCAGAGUGGAAGAGUAUUUUACUCACAGGGUAUUCAAGCUUUGUGCACAUUAGAAAAAAAAAUGCUGAGCCCUAUAGAGACAGGUUUGACCUGCAGGAUGAAACACUUAAUGCAGUUUAAGUCUUACUACACCCAGUCUUUAUUUCUCCUAUUCUUUCACGUAUUAAAUCCGUAGUUCUUUACCUACAGGUAAACACUUUAACUCACUUUAUACCAGCACAGUAUAAGAAGAAUGUUAUUGUAAAUUACCUUGUUUGGAACAUGCAUCUCUACCAGUUUUUGAAGAUAGCACCAUGUCGUGUUUGCAUGACGAGCCAAUAGGAACUUUUGGAUUAAGGGCCUCAGAAUGGCAGUGUUUGAUUUUUGGUGUGAGUGUUUCUGCUGUUGUUGUCCUUGGAGAGUCAGAUCUAAACCACCCAUGUGCUGUUACAGUCUGAUGACGAUGGAUGGAUGACUUCACUGCCUUUAGGUUCGUAUGAGUCUCUCUCUUAACCUUGUUUCAAGUGCUUCAGGUUCAGCAACCUUUCGAUCCCGAGUGUAAAUACAAAGACUGUACAUAAAUUGAUGUAUAUAAAUCUGAGAGGAACUAUAUGUAAAAUGCAUAUCUGGAGAAUAUAUAAUAAUAAUGAUAAUAUAUGUGCUGAUAUUUAUCAUGUGUAGAAAAUGUAAUGAUGAAGAAUUUGAUGUUAUUUUUGUCCCUGCACACAGUGAACAGGUUUACUGUAGAUUCAUAAUGUUUCACUUUAACAACAGGUAACAAUGAUGCUGCAGCACAAACGCAGAAUGUUUUUCUGCUAGAAAUCAAUUGUAGUCUUUAUACUUCUGUCUCCUGAACUUCAGACAUGCUACAGCGCUGAUGAGUUGCAAAACAACAUCCUUUCUGUUCUUUGCUUCUUUGUUUUAAAGAUCCUGUUUUAAUUAUUAGAUCACUUUUGGACCUUUUCAGUCAGGGGUGUCCAAACUAUAGCCAACUCUGUCCCGUGGUCCGUUUUUUUAAUGGUUAAAUCUUACAAAUUAAAUAGAAUAUGGGCUGCAUUAAAACAUGAAUCUUGUCCUUGACUGUUCUUCAACUCUAGGCAGUGUUAGUUCUGUAAAAAACAGUCUCACAGAAGGAAAUUGUUGAUCAGUUGUAUUUUCAUGACUGAAUUAAGACAACGGUGGAAAUGCACAACAUUUCAACAACCAAAAUCAUAGUAGUGAUUCAUAACUCCCUGAUGAAUAGAUAAAGGAUCAUGCUCUAAUAUCUGCUCAUUUUCCAAAGCAUGUUUAACUAAUCAUCUUUAAAGCACCAAUAUUCUUAUAAAGUUUGACUAUUUUUUUCAGAACUGCAUCAUUUUUGCUCAAAUGAUUUAUAUACAUUCCUUGCCAUUUUAAAUCUAAAAUUGUAUUUAAAAAUGCUUGAAAACAAAGCAUGUAACAGCCUGAUAAACAUUAAAUUUCUAGUUUAGUAUGCCCCUGGACCCCCACCCUCCCCAAAGUGUGGCUAAGCCCCAGAUAUUCAACACAUCUGGCUCUGCCCUGAUGUCAUUAUUUCAAGAACAAAGCAAAAUACUUGUGACUGUAAAACAUCUGAUUUGGUGCAAAACUGCAUUUGAAAAUGCCAUACAUGUAACCUUUUGCUACAUUUAAUUUUAUUGUAGUUUUUACAUCCCAACAGAAAAUAUUGUAACACAUUGUAGUUUGCAUUCAGAUUGCAUUUUUACUCAUCAACAUCCAGCAGUUUGCAGGUAUGGUAAACAUUUUCACAGUUACAUCAGGCCCCACAAAUCAGAGACGUCACUGUGGCACUAUAGGAUUAUGGGUGCUGUUAUAAAUUUGCCUAAGACUGAUAAUAAAUCAUGUUAUUCAUAAUGAAAUGUUGAUAACUUGUGAACUUUUGUCUUCUAGGUUGUGUUAGUCUAACCUGGAUAUUUCUGACAGUAUGGCUAAUAAAUGAAUACAAAAGGGAGAAAAUGAUUGGGAUUUUUACCUCUGGAACCUGAAAGGGCUGAGCAAGCCUCACUGUAAUCUUAUUGGCUGACCUCAAAAUCCUUAACAAUGAUUGGCUUUUUGUCUCGUCACCCAUUAAUAGACAGCUGAGUUAUAGGUUCUUUGAGCAUAUUCAGUUACCAAGCAUACCUUAACUGAAAUUGAAUCAGUUUUGCUGACAAACAAACUAAAGAUGAGGUUUAUCAAAGUGGCCCUGUUAUCCUUAUAUUUUUUUGCAUGUGGCCCUUGGUGAAAAAAGUUUGGACACCCCUGCUACAAAGUAUUCAUAUUGAGCACAAAUGCAAUCCAGGACCUUUUUUAUUAAACUGACCAUUGUAAAGUAAAAAAUCUGCUCACAGUAAGAAAGGCUGAUGCAAAUUCAAAUUUGAGACCUCUGAAAUAGGCAAUAUUGGUCUUCUUUUCCGGGGUUGUUAUAACCACCAACCAUUAAAUUAGAGGUUAAUGAAUUCAUCCAAUAACAGAUGCUGCAGUGUUACUUUUUUGAAGUGUCAAAGGAGAACAAUUUUGUCAAUUAAAGUGCAAUUACAGUGUUUACUGAUCCACCUCAGUCCAAAAAGUGGUCAAAGUCACCUCUACCCAACCUACAGAAAUAAAGCCAUUCAUUUUAUCGCAAAUUAUUUCUCCUUAAGUUUUUUUUUUUUUUUUUUAUAAAUUCUGGAUUAAACUUACUCCAAAAUUGAUCUACAGUACAGUAUGCAUCAGUGUGUGUUCUCAAUGGACUCUGUUUAUGAAGAUUUUUGGUGAUGUUGAUACUUAUAUUGAUAGUUGUGGUGAUUAUACUGUAUGACAACAAUUGCAAGUGCCCUCACACUGGCUGUUACUUUGGAACUAUAGGCAUAUUAAUGUGUACUAGAGGUUUUAUUUUCUGUGCUGGAUCCAUACGUUUAUACGAGGAGGUUUGGGGUAUCUCUUCUUUCUUUUUGUGUGCAGACUGAAUGUGACUCAACUCCGAUUUCAACUGUAGGCUACCUGAUUUUAUGUCACCAUGCAGGAAAAUGAGCGCUUGUAUUGGGAUGAAGGUUAAUUAGGGCCUGUCAGCGUGUAUUAUUAUCAAUACAGGGCAGUAUUACUGCAAUGAUUUUGUGCAUAAUAACUGGAAUUUACAGCCACCUGAAAGCAUGCAUUCAUACUCAUUAUAAAUGUGAUAACUGCUGCUGGAUGAAAAAACAACAUCUGUAACCUCCCCCGAAACACAAGUCAUGAUUUCAUCUCAUAUGAUUUCAGCCAGUUAGUUUACUCACAGUCAUCUUAAGGAGUAUAUUCAUAGGAGCCACCUUUUGCACCAAAUGGUACAUUGUUACAUAGUUUUAUGAAGCUUUUUAUGUACUGUGGAUCAACAUUUUUAUCACUUCAUCACCUGUAUUAGGGUCAAACGUAAAGCUCAAUUUGUUUACAUUUUGAAGGGGGGAUUUUAAACAAGAAAAAAACGGUAAAUCUGAAAAAGUGUCAUGCAUGCGCUUAGAUAGUCUUUUGAUAAUCCACGUUUUGUGUCAAUCACUGUCUUUUUAGGGAUUGUAUGAGGGGUAAAGACGGACUUAAGAGAAUGUGGAUCAAAACAAAUGGUCCCCGGUGGGGUUUUGAGCAAUACGGUAGAGGAGUAGAUGUUGCCUGUGGAUGUACUGCCUCCUUCUGCUUUCACUACUAGUGUACAAACAAAACCUGCCGCUUGUCGAGCCCACCAUGCCCACGCCCCCCUGCCCCUCCCUCCUCUGCUUAGCAUAUCAAGUGGAACACAGUGUGUACUGUGAAGCCUACCUGCAAUCCUUAUCAGAAUGUCAGAAAUAAAUAUAUAUAUUAAACUCUACAUUUGU
Messenger RNA from Cheilinus undulatus (humphead wrasse), 7503 nucleotides. RefSeq names its product Rho GTPase activating protein 44a (gene arhgap44a). Bases 251 to 3211 code for a protein of 986 amino acids. Gene Ontology annotation, molecular function: GTPase activator activity; protein binding. The transcript has 22 exons. Gene Ontology annotation, biological process: positive regulation of GTPase activity; neurotransmitter receptor transport, endosome to postsynaptic membrane; regulation of dendritic spine morphogenesis. The record is from RefSeq and is a predicted model, not a curated record. Gene Ontology annotation, cellular component: leading edge membrane; intracellular anatomical structure; presynaptic active zone. Lineage: Eukaryota; Metazoa; Chordata; Actinopteri; Labriformes; Labridae.